UAAUCAUAAUUAACGGUAACAAUUCUAAUGAUGAUGAUGGUGAUGAUGAUGAUGAUGAUGAUGAUGAUGAUGAUGAUGAUGAUGAUGAUGAUGAUGAUGAUGAUGAUGAUGAUGAUGAUGAUGAUGAUGAUGAUGAUGAUGAUGAUGAUGAUGAUGAUGAUGAUGAUGAUGAUGAUGAUGAUGAUGAUGAUGAUGAUGAUGAUGAUGAUGAUGAUGAUGAUGAUGAUGAUGAUGAUGAUGAUGAUGAUGAUGAUGAUGAUGAUGAUGAUGAUGAUGAUGAUGAUGAUGAUGAUGAUGAUGAUGAUGAUGAUGAUGAUGAUGAUGAUGAUGAUGAUGAUGAUGAUGAUGAUGAUGAUGAUGAUGAUGAUGAUGAUGAUGAUGAUGAUGAUGAUGAUGAUGAUGAUGAUGAUGAUGAUGAUGAUGAUGAUGAUGAUGAUGAUGAUGAUGAUGAUGAUGAUGAUGAUGAUGAUGAUGAUGAUGAUGAUGAUGAUGAUGGAAUAAUAAGUAGAAUAAGAUAG
This is a messenger RNA of Schistosoma bovis, 518 nucleotides long. The record is from the annotation of a GenBank genome assembly. NCBI's taxonomy places the organism in Eukaryota, Metazoa, Platyhelminthes, Trematoda, Strigeidida, Schistosomatidae.